AUGGAGGACGGCCGCUCCACCUCCUCAACGACCCCGCCUCCCUUUCAUUCUGAAAGAAAGAACCUCGCUCGCGAGUCCAAUGAGAAGCGCCUCCACCCCAAAGAUCCCGCCUUCUUCGGUGCCGGCCCCGCCCCGAGGGCGACAGGGGCGCCCGCCCUCCCGGCGCGAGCCAGGCCAAUCGGAGGGCCCGUUCAGCCGGACGGACAGCCACCGGCCCAAUCUGCGGGCCUCGCGCGGCACCGCCCGCCCGUCGCGGCCGCCCCGCCCCGCAGCCGGGCUGAGCGGCGGCCGGGCGAGUGCGGGCCUCGGGCGGCGGCGGCGGAGCGGCCUGGGGAGCGGCGGGCGGCGCCUGCGCGCGAUGCGGAGCGCGAGGCCCGGAGGCGCAGCCGCGACAUCGACGCGCUGCUGGCCCGCGAGCGGCGCGCCGUGCGGCGCCUGGUCAAGAUCCUGCUGCUGGGCGCCGGCGAGAGCGGCAAGUCCACGUUUCUCAAGCAGAUGCGCAUCAUUCACGGCCGCGAAUUCGACCAGAAGGCUCUGCUGGAGUUCCGCGACACCAUCUUCGACAACAUCCUCAAGGGCUCAAGGGUGCUUGUUGAUGCACGGGACAAGCUUGGCAUCCCUUAGCAGCACUCUGAAAACGAGAAGCAUGGGAUGUUCUUGAUGGCCUUUGAGAACAAGGCAGGGCUGCCCGUGGAGCCUGCCACCUUCCAGCUCUAUGUGCCAGCCCUGAGCGCGCUCUGGAGGGACUCGGAGAUCAGGGAGGCUUUCAGCCGCAGGAGCGAGUUCCAGCUGGGUGAAUCAGUGAAGUACUUCCUGGAUAACCUGGACCGGAUUGGCCAGCUGAACUACUUCCCUAGUAAGCAAGACAUCUUGCUGGCCAGGAAGGCCACCAAGGGGAUUGUGGAACAUGACUUCGUUAUUAAAAAAAUCCCUUUUAAGAUGGUGGAUGUGGGUGGCCAGCGGUCCCAGCGCCAAAAGUGGUUCCAGUGCUUUGAUGGGAUCACAUCAAUCCUGUUCAUGGUGUCCUCUAGCGAAUACGACCAGGUCCUCAUGGAGGACAGGCGCACCAACCGGCUGGUGGAGUCCAUGAACAUCUUUGAGACCAUCGUCAACAACAAGCUCUUCUUCAAUGUCUCCAUAAUUCUUUUCCUCAAUAAGAUGGACCUCCUGGUGGAGAAGGUGAAGACAGUCAGCAUCAAGAAGCACUUCCCAGAUUUCAAGGGUGACCCUCACCGACUGGAGGAUGUCCAGCGCUACCUGGUCCAGUGUUUUGACAGAAAGAGACGGAACCGCAGCAAGCCUCUGUUCCACCACUUCACCACUGCCAUAGACACCGAGAACAUCCGCUUCGUGUUCCAUGCUGCCAAUGACCUCAGGCCUCCAUGGACCUAUGACUUCUAG
Messenger RNA from Marmota flaviventris (yellow-bellied marmot), 1401 nucleotides. Its product is annotated as guanine nucleotide-binding protein subunit alpha-12. NCBI's taxonomy places the organism in Eukaryota, Metazoa, Chordata, Mammalia, Rodentia, Sciuridae. Gene Ontology annotation, biological process: Rho protein signal transduction; adenylate cyclase-modulating G protein-coupled receptor signaling pathway. Gene Ontology annotation, cellular component: heterotrimeric G-protein complex; brush border membrane; cytoplasm. Gene Ontology annotation, molecular function: D5 dopamine receptor binding; guanyl nucleotide binding; G-protein beta/gamma-subunit complex binding. The record is from RefSeq and is a predicted model, not a curated record.